This is a messenger RNA of Carassius auratus (goldfish), 2280 nucleotides long. RefSeq names its product son of sevenless homolog 1-like. The coding region runs from base 1 to 2265 and encodes 754 amino acids. Gene Ontology annotation, molecular function: guanyl-nucleotide exchange factor activity. Gene Ontology annotation, biological process: Ras protein signal transduction. The transcript has 14 exons. Gene Ontology annotation, cellular component: plasma membrane. The record is from RefSeq and is a predicted model, not a curated record. Lineage: Eukaryota; Metazoa; Chordata; Actinopteri; Cypriniformes; Cyprinidae.
AUGUUGCUUCAAAGGAGGCGGUGCAGUACGUGUUGCCACGGUUACUCCUCACGCCCCCUCUACCACUGUCUGCAUUACUUCGAGAUUCUGAAGCAACUGGAGGAGAAGAGCGAGGAUGAGGAGGAUAAAGAGUGUCUGAAGCAGGCCAUCACCGCCCUCCUGAACCUGCAGAGCAGCAUGGAGAGAAUCUGCUCCAAGAGCCUCGCCAAGAGACGCCUCAGCGAGUCGGCGUGCCGCUUCUACAGUCAGCAGAUGAAGGGCAAACAUCUGGCCAUCAAGAAGAUGAAUGAGAUCCAGAGGAACAUCGACGGCUGGGAGGGCAAAGACAUCGGCCAGUGCUGCAACGAGUUCAUCAUGGAGGGGACGCUCACACGGGUCGGAGCCAAACACGAGCGCCACAUCUUCCUGUUCGACGGCCUGAUGAUCUGCUGCAAGUCCAACCACGGCCAGCCGCGUCUGCCCGGAGCCAGCGCCGCCGAGUACCGGCUCAAGGAGAAGUUCUUCAUGAGGAAGGUCCAGAUCAACGACAAGGACGACAAGGAGGGCGAGUACCGGCACGCCUUCGAGAUCAUCCUGAAGGAUGGGAACAGCGUGGUGUUCGCUGCUAAAUCAGCGGAGGAGAAGAACGGCUGGAUGUCGGCGCUGAUCUCGCUGCAGUACCGCUCCACGCUGGAGCGCAUGCUGGACACGGCCAUGAUGCAGGAGGAGAAGGAGGAGCAGAUGAGGCUCCCCGGGGCCGAGGUGUACCGCUUCGCUCAGCCCGACUCCGAGGAGAACGUGGUGUUCGAGGAGAACGUCCAGUCCAAAUCCGGCAUUCCCAUCAUCAAAGCCGGAACGGUGCUGAAGCUCAUCGAGCGGCUGACCUUCCACAUGUACGCCGAUCCUAACUUCGUCAGGACGUUCCUGACCACGUACCGGUCGUUCUGUAAACCUCAGGAGCUGCUGGGUCUGCUCAUGGAGAGGUUUGAGAUUCCUGAACCUAAACCCACGGAAGCGGAUCAGAUGGCCAUCGAGAACGGAGACCAGCCGCAGAGCGCAGAACUCAAACGCUUCCGCAAAGAGUUCGUCCAGCCGGUGCAGCUCAGGGUGUUGAAUGUGUGCAGGCACUGGGUGGAGCAUCACUUCUAUGACUUCGAGAGAGACGCUCAGCUGCUGCGGAGACUGGAGGAGUUCAUCGGCACGGUCAGAGGUAAGGCCAUGAAGAAGUGGGUGGAGUCUAUCACGAAGAUCAUCCAGAGGAAGAAACAGGCUCAAGCCAACGGCCCCAGUCACAACAUCACGUUCGAGAGCUUGCCGCCUCCCAUCGAGUGGCACCUGUGUAAAGCAGGACAGAUGGAUCAGUUUGACCUCAUGACCCUUCACCCCAUCGAGAUCGCCCGACAGCUCACACUGCUGGAAUCAGACUUCUACAGGGCGGUUCAGCCGUCGGAGCUGGUGGGCAGUGUUUGGACUAAAGAAGACAAGGAGAUCAACUCCCCGAACCUGCUGCGAAUGAUCCGCCACACCACCAACCUCACGCUGUGGUUCGAGAAGUGCAUCGUAGAAACGGAGAACGUGGAGGAGCGUGUGGCUGUCGUAUCACGCAUCAUCGAGAUCCUGCAGGUCUUUCAGGAGCUCAAUAACUUCAACGGCGUUCUGGAGGUGGUGAGCGCCAUGAACUCAUCGCCCGUCUACAGACUCGACCACACCUUCGAGCAAAUCCCCAGCAGACAGAGGAAGACUCUGGAGGAAGCUCAUGAACUCAGUGAAGAUCAUUAUAAGAAAUAUCUGGCUAAGCUCAGGUCCAUCAACCCGCCCUGUGUGCCCUUCUUUGGGAUUUAUUUAACAAAUAUUCUGAAAACUGAGGAGGGAAAUCCAGACUUCCUGAAGAGACACGGCAAAGAGCUGAUCAACUUCAGCAAACGGCGGAAAGUGGCAGAAAUAACGGGAGAAAUCCAGCAGUACCAGAACCAGCCGUACUGCCUCCGUGUGGAGAACGACAUACAGAAGUUCUUUGAGAACCUGAACCCGAUGGAGGACAUGACGGAGAAGGAGUUCGCCGACUAUCUGUUCAACAAAUCUCUGGAGAUCGAGCCGCGUAACGCUCGCACACUGCCUCGAUUCGUAAGUGUGUCUCACGCUGCACACACACGUACGGUUACACAACACACACACACACACACACCGAGCCUCCUGAUCUCUGUGCUAAACCCUCCAGUGCUUAGAGAGCUGAACCAGAAUAAGCACGAGGUCACUUGUGUAACAGAGAAAGAGCCCAGAACAUGACUCUGGUGGAACCCU